UCUGCAUACUCGACUCUCAUUUCUCCUUCGCUCUCUCUCUCCUUCACUCUCUCUCACUCCCUCUCUCCUCGUGGCUGUAUUGGCCCCUCUGUUUGACAGUUUGGCUGUGUAAUUUCACUCUCUCUGCGCUUUUGUCCGAGAAGGCAGUACAUCCAACUGCUACUACUAGGCUCUUCUACCCCAUACCUCUCGGUCUCUCUCUCACUUUCUCUCUCUAGCUCUCUGUCCUUCUAUUCCUUUUCCUCUCGUUCGUCAGCUUGAUUAAUUAAAGAAGCAAAAAUGGAGGCCAUUAAGAAGAAAAUGCAGAUGCUGAAGCUGGACAAGGAGAAUGCCAUCGACCGGGCAGAGCAGGCAGAGUCGGAGCAGAAAGCGGCGGAGGACAAGUGCAAGCAGCUGGAGGAGGAGUUGGUUGGCCUGCAGAAGAAGAUGAAGGGGACGGAGGAUGAGCUGGACAAGUUCUCAGAGGCUCUGAAGGAUGCUCAGGAGAAGCUGGAACUGUCUGAGAAGCAGGCCACUGAUGCCGAGGGGGACGUGGCAGGCCUGAACCGUAGGAUUCAGCUGGUGGAGGAGGAGCUGGACCGGGCCCAGGAGAGACUAGCCACAGCACUGCAGAAGCUGGAGGAGGCAGAGAAGGCUGCUGACGAGAGCGAGAGAGGUAUGAAGGUGAUUGAGAAUCGUGCAAUGAAGGAUGAGGAGAAGAUGGAGAUCCAGGAGUUGCAGCUGAAGGAGGCCAAGCACAUCGCUGAGGAGGCCGACCGCAAAUACGAGGAGGUGGCCCGGAAGCUGGUCAUCCUGGAGGGAGAGCUGGAGAGAGCUGAAGAGAGGGCCGAGAUUUCGGAGCUUAAAUCCGGAGAUUUGGAGGAGGAAUUGAAAAAUGUCACCAACAACCUCAAGUCUUUAGAAGCACAGUCCGAGAAGUACUCAGAGAAAGAGGACAAAUACGAAGAGGAGAUCAAGAUGCUCACUGACAAGCUGAAAGAGGCAGAGACACGGGCUGAGUUUGCAGAGAGAACAGUGGCCAAACUGGAAAAGACCAUCGAUGACCUAGAGGAAAACCUAUCUCAUGCAAAAGAGGAGAACCUGGAGAUGCAUCAAGUGUUGGACCAGACACUACAGGAGCUGAACAGCUUGUAAACACCUGGAGGAGCCAAGGAGAUCAAAUCAUCAGCAUUCCACUUUCAGCUUAGAACUCUCCAAGCUUUUUAAAGCUGGUUUUGUCUCACUCUCUCUGUCUCUCAUUUUUGUAAAGAACAUUCCAACAACAAUUUUCAAAUUGUCCAGCAUUGUGCUGUCACUAGUUCAUGUCUGUGCACAUUCCUGAUAACCACUUUUUAAUUGGUUAUAUUUUUGUCUAAGAAUUCCAUAUCAGUGAAUCCUGGCCAACUCUUUUUGAAAAUGUUUUCAAAUGACUCACUAUUUGUUUGUAUAAUUUAGUAAUCUUUACAUUAUGUGUUAACAUUUCACAUGAUCGAACUAGACAUUC
This is a messenger RNA of Clupea harengus (Atlantic herring), 1483 nucleotides long. RefSeq names its product tropomyosin alpha-1 chain. The record is from RefSeq and is a predicted model, not a curated record. NCBI's taxonomy places the organism in Eukaryota, Metazoa, Chordata, Actinopteri, Clupeiformes, Clupeidae.